Molecule: messenger RNA, 2026 nt
Organism: Uloborus diversus
Lineage: Eukaryota; Metazoa; Arthropoda; Arachnida; Araneae; Uloboridae
Gene: Ufsp2
Product: ufm1-specific protease 2-like
Exons: 13
Coding region: 6-1922 (638 amino acids)
Source: RefSeq, a predicted model, not a curated record
UAGUGAUGACGGUCGUGGGUGGGGCUGUGAAACGAAACAAAAUUAGUUUUUUAUAUUUGUGCCAUCGAAUCAUCUAUGAGAAUUAUUCAAAAACAAAUCAGAAUCAUUUAUAUUUAUUUUAUCGGGAGGGAGAGAACAGUUUGAGUCAUAAGUUUGCUGGUGUGAUUUUGUCUGCGAUCUGCGGAUUUUUCCACAUGGAACAUGAAAAGAAAACAUAUGUCCCGGAUAAGUUUCGAAAGACCCUGAUUGAUGCCAAGGUUGAGGCUGGCUAUGUGGCGGGACUAGAGACAGAAGAGGGGAAGUAUUGUCUUUCAGCUGCUGCCUCCUCCAACUUGUUCCUCCCAGGACUGAAGGUUUUGGGAAUAUUUUGCAAAAUCGGCAAAGAUAACUCAGAUGAAAGUGAACUCCUAAAUAUCUGUAACCAAUACAUUGAUAAAUUUCAGGUGGAACUUGAAAAUGUUCUAGCCUUUUUUAUCCGACCAGAACCAGUAGAAACUGAUUUGGAUGCAAUCAGUGUCAAGCUUUUCUCCACUUACCAUCACUUCUUCGCCCCAGUGGAGGUGCUGCCUGUGGACUAUAUUCCCAUUGUUCUGCUGAGAGCUCAGGGAAAAUUACCACUGCUGUUUGAAGUUUCUUCAGAUUCUGAAACUCUGAAAGAAAAUGCAGAACUUGCCAUGGAGAGGCUGAGAAAUGUUGCACACAGUGAAGUUGCUGCUUUUGUGUCUUGCAAUUCAGGUAGAAUUCUGACUUCUUGUCAGGACAAGGAUGGAGACAUCUCUGGGCUCUUUGAAGAUGGAAAUCCAACUGAAAAAACCAAAAAGCGGAAGAAAAAUAAAGAAAAGGUUCCAAUCAAUUUCAGAAUUUUAAUUCAAACCAGUGGGGAUGUGGCACUUCAAAAUACAGUGAAUCACUCAUUGGUCAUCCAUUGUCAAAGGCGGGAUUUCCGGUGUGUGUCAAUGUCCCUUCCCCUGGAUGUGUUAGCCGUUUGUCCAGAAUUAGUAUCAACAAGAGACAUCCAUGGACUCUUGAAUGACGCUAUACGGUGGCAGCUGGAAAAGAUGAAUGAAUGCCUGAUGAGCUAUCUUAAAAUCUCAGAGUUUGUGUGUCCAGUGCCACACCAUUUCUAUCCAGACAUCUGGGAUGUACCGAUGACCAUCAUCUACCCUUCCAACAAAACAGAUGCUGACUUAGAAAAUACUCGCAAAAGUCUGCACCAGCAGCUGCUCCUCCCGCUGAAUCGACCUUUUGUGAGGAAGUUGAACACCUAUGACUUCUCAGAUAUGUCAGGUUACUUGGUGAAUCCACAUGAAGGAUUACCACCCUCGGGAGUGCAAGGAGGACAUGUUUCCAUCGUUCAAGGUCGUUAUGUGUACCACCACUACAUGCAGGAUCAUAUGAACGAUGAUGGUUGGGGUUGUGCAUACAGAUCUCUGCAAACAAUACUCUCCUGGUUCAGAAUCCAGGGGUACACAGACCGUAAAGUUCCCACUCAUGCAGAGAUACAACAGGCAUUGGUUGACAUGGGAGAUAAGACUCCAAAAUUUGUGGGUUCUCGGCAGUGGAUUGGUUCGCAGGAAGUGGGAUUCUGUCUUGAUCAUUUAGCCAAGGUGCAAUCAAAAAUCAUGUGUGUGAAUACAGGAGCGGAAAUGGCAAACAGAGGCCGAGAGCUGUUUGUACACUUUCGUGACCAGGGUACCCCUGUCAUGAUAGGUGGUGGAGUACUAGCCCACACUAUUUUGGGAGUGCACUUCAAUGAACACACUGGAGACCUCAAAUUCCUUAUCCUCGAUCCCCACUAUACAGGUGGAGAAGACAUUCAUAUCAUCCAGAGUAAGGGUUGGUGUGGAUGGAAAAGUGUGAACUUCUGGGAUCAAAAUGCAUUCUACAACUUGUGCCUGCCACAAAGACCAGAACUGAUUUAGCACUCACAAUCUAUAUCACUUGGUUGUACUCUCCCUCUGUCGUUUUUCAAAAAUUAUGUAUAGUUAUUUUAUAACAAGAGAUAUUAAAACUAUUUUAAUUAUAA